AGAGAGCAGGACUGUGGUCCAACCCACUGCGCCAGCGCACCCCCCUAUUUCAAUUUACACCUUCACUCAGUUGCUAUUAUUCACCACCCCUCCGUACGCUGAGCCGUUCCACUGCCUGGUUCCGCUAGAGGGCGCAAGCGAAGGUUCUGUGAGGCUCUUCCUCACGGGCUCCUCUUGCUCCCGACUCGUUGACCUGAGUGAAACACAAUCGCGGAGACGAAAACAUUACGGUACUUCGCGGCGAGCAGCCACAGCGUGAUGGACCAUCUGGCCUCUUUCGGAAGUGACCCGUUCGAUAAGCCUCCGUGUCGCGGCUGCUCGUCCCGCCUGCUGGAGCCCUACAUCAAGUGCGCCGAGUGCGGGCCGCCGCCGCUGCUGCUCUGUCUGCAGUGUUUCACCCGGGGAUUUGAGUACAAGAAGCACCAGAGUGACCACAAGUAUGAAAUUAUGACGUCAGACUUCCCCGUGCUGGAGCCUGGCUGGACGGCCCAGGAGGAGAUGGCCCUGCUCGAAGCUGUUAUGGACUGUGGUUUCGGCAACUGGCAGGACGUGGCAUAUCAGAUGCGCACCAGGAGUAAGGAGGAGUGUGAGAGCCAUUACAUGAAAAACUUCAUCAACAACCCCCUUUUCUCCUCCACCUUGCUCAGUCUGCGGCAGAUGGAGGAGGCGCGCACCGCCGACACAGCAAUCCCCUUCCGGCCCUCUGAUGACCCUCCCAGGCCAACCUUUGACUCAUUGCUGUCCAGAGACAUGGCUGGAUACAUGCCAGCGAGGGCCGACUUUAUGGAGGAGUUUGACAACUAUGCAGAAUGGGAUUUGAAAGACAUUGAUUUUGUGGACGAUGACUCUGACAUCCUGCACGCCUUGAAGAUUGCAGUUGUUGAUAUAUACCACUCCCGGUUAAAGGAACGACAGCGCAGAAAGAAGAUCAUCCGGGAUCACGGGCUGAUCAACCUGAGGAAGUUCCAGAUGCUGGAGCGUCGCUACCCCAAGGAAGUUCAGGAUCUGUACGACGUCAUGAGGCGAUUUGCAAGGGUGGUGGGGCCUCUGGAACAUGACAAGUUCAUUGAAAGCCAUGCACUCGAGUUUGAGCUUCGGAGGGAGAUCAAGAGGCUACAGGAGUACCGGAAGGCAGGGAUCCGGUCCUUCUGCAGUGCCAGGGUGUAUGAACGAAUGAAGCGCGUGCGGGAGGACGAGCGCAGGAAGAGGACCAUGUUGUGUGAUGUACUACAGUACAUCCAGGACGGUCGUGCCUGCCAACAAUGGCUGCACAAGCAGGCAGCUAUCGAUGCAGGGAUCAGUCCAGCGGUCACAUCCAUCUCCUCCUCAGCUACAAGCAGAAGAAGUGCCCCACCCCUCAACCUGACUGGCCUGCCAGGGACUGACAAGCUCAACGAAAAAGAGAAGGAGCUGUGUCAGGUGGUGCGGCUGGUGCCCGGUGCCUACCUGGAGUACAAGCAGGCCCUGCUGAACGAGUGCCGACGUCAGGGUGGGCUGAGGCUGGCGCAGGCCCGCGCCCUCAUCAAGAUUGACGUCAACAAGACGCGCAAGAUCUAUGACUUCCUUAUCAAGGAGGGCUAUAUAAACAAGGCCUAGGGCUCGCAUGGGCUGCAGAGAGAAUGUAUGAUUUCUUGCUGUGUGUGCUUUCAGACACAUGCAGACCACUAACAUUGUCUUACCCUUCUUUCAGGACAUUUUUAAGGUAUCUUAACAGAGGGCAUCAUUUCGGUCAUUCCCAAAGGGUGACUAUAGGAGGGUAUAAUGUAAAGAGUAGCUCUCGGUGCCUGGCUGCUACUUAGAACAAUUCCAUUAAUGAAGUUCUUCUGCCGGAGGGACCAGUUCCUUGUUCAGUGUACAAGUUUUCUACAUGUAUGAUGAAGUUUAUGGUAAAAUGUCAAAUAAGCUUAAUUUUACAACCCAUAAAUCCACAUAUGUACAAAUUGUUGUUGGUUUAGGCCCUGGAACUAUGGAUUAUUAUUUUGUUACUGUGAAAUUUUCCUUGUCAGAUGUUUGUUACUCUCUCUUUUAAGUCUAAAAUUGCCUUUUUAUUUAGUAUUGCACAAAAAUGAUUACUGUCUGGGUAUAUAUGUUUUAAUAAGGUACUGAGAGAUUGGCUGUUGAAAUUAAGCAUCACUCUCUGAAUUAUGUCUGUGUGAGUGUGAAAGGUAGUGAGCAUUUCGGUUUUUUGUAUGUAUGGUUCUUUACACAUUAUUGUAAUGGAUGAGAUAUGAAAGAUUGUUUUUAUUACAAAUGUUACUCUAUUAAAAUUGAGACACAAGCUGUAAAU
This is a messenger RNA of Scleropages formosus (Asian bonytongue), 2287 nucleotides long. It is a transcript of the gene tada2a, whose product is annotated as transcriptional adaptor 2A. The coding region runs from base 259 to 1596 and encodes 445 amino acids. The record is from RefSeq and is a predicted model, not a curated record. Gene Ontology annotation, cellular component: nucleus; SAGA-type complex. Lineage: Eukaryota; Metazoa; Chordata; Actinopteri; Osteoglossiformes; Osteoglossidae. Gene Ontology annotation, biological process: chromatin remodeling; regulation of transcription by RNA polymerase II. The transcript is spliced from 15 exons. Gene Ontology annotation, molecular function: transcription coactivator activity; protein binding; zinc ion binding.